AAAUAAUUUUGUCUAUUGACAAUUUUGACAUUUCUCGUCAAUUCUUUUCUUGCAAAACCAUUUUAAUUGCAACGUACAAGUGAGAUUGUUCGCGAAACUGCAAACAGAAAUUACAAUUUAAUCGCGUUUUCCCUAUCGCAAAAUGGCACGGUUAAGUUUUUAUUUACUUGCGGCAGUGUUAUGCAGUUUAACAGUAUUGGGUCAAGGCAAUGUGACAAAGGAUGGUGCCCCAGUCACAAUCACAGUGCCAGCGUUAACUUCAACAGAGCCAACUGCGAAACCAGAUACCCCAAAAACAACUCCAGAGAAGAUUACAACUACAACUACUCCUAAAACAACAACAACAGAAACAACCACAACAACAGAGAAGACCACCACAACAACUACAACAACUACAACAACUCCGUCUCCUACCCCUGAGCCCCCUAAACCUACCCCUCCCCCCACCCCUGCACCUACACCAGCCCCUGGUCCAACUCCAGCUCCCAAACAAGGAAAAUGGUGGUACAAGGACAGCAAUAACGUAACCUGCGUAGUAGUACAGUUUGCAGCGCAACUCAACGUCACCUACGCCAAGGCUCCAUCUCUCAUGUACUUCGUGGUGAACGUCUCCCCCAACGCCACGGUGGUGGACGGCAACUGCAGCGACAGCAACCAGUGGCUGACGCUGAGCUGGCCCGUCAACAACCAGACCGCCAACGUGUCGUACAACAACAUGGUGCUGUACUUCCACAAGAACGAAACCACUAAGCAGUACUCGCUGAAGAACUUGAACGUCUCGCUGGCUCCGGAGAUGUUCCCUAACAGCUCGAACACGAACGCUUCCGUCGACUUCUGGCACGGCGAGGAGUGGACGACGCCGCUGUCCACCUCCUACCGCUGCGCCGCGCCCGUGCAGCUCAACCUGACGUCGGACGCGGCCGCCGCCGUGCUCACCAUCUCGCAGCUGCAGGAGGAGGCCUUCCGCGCCGCCGCCGACCAGAGCUUCAGCGUCGCUCGCGAGUGCAGCGGCGCGGACGUGCCGGACGCGGUGCCCAUCGCGGUGGGCUGUGCGCUGGGCGCGCUGGUGGUGGUGGUGCUGGUCGCCUACCUGGUGGCGCGCCGCCGCUCCGCCGCGCAGGGCUACCUCUCCAUGUAAAAGAAAUGGGCGACAGAAGGUCAACGUACGUAGACAAUUAGUGUACAAUUAUAAUUAUACAUGAAAACAUCAUUUCAUUUCAUCGCAUUUAUACACAGAACAUAGAGUCACUCAGUAUAACCUGUAUUUGUAGUUUGCUCAAGUUUUAUGUUUGCAAUCGUAUUAUACGUAUUUUUGAUAAAUUAAGUUAUAUGUGCUUAUAUACAGACCGUACAUUUGCGUCUAUGGUUUAUUAUUUGUCUAUUGUAUAUUAAAAAAACAGUUUAAUUCCUUUCUAAUAAUAUUGCAAAGAUCUGGUAUGCUUUACAGCUUCCGUUUUCUCUUCCAAAUAAAAAAAAUGUGGUAUUGGUACUAUGGUUUGGUAGAAAAAGGUAUUUUCAAGUUGAUAAAUGGUAGUGCAUAAGUUGCAUCAUCACUUACCAUCAGGUGUAAUCAAGCGCCUAAAAAAUGGUUAUUGAAAAUAAUAUAUAUUACGAACAUUUUACAAAUUGCUUCUGGCAGUUAUGAAAAAGAAUUAUUUUUUAGUUUUUUUUACACUUUGUAUGCUUACAAGAUGCCAAUGUAUGGUCGGUAAAUAAGCAAUAACGAGUAUUUAUCACAUUAAAAAUAUUGCAAUAGUGUACAAUUAUAAUUAUUGAUUCUCACAGUAUCUGAUAAUAUUUAUGUAUAAGUGAAAAAUCUAUAACAAAAAUUAUAAUACUAUAAACAUAUAGAAAUACUUAUUAUUUUGCGAAAUGGACUGAAAUAUAAAUUAAAAAAUUAAUCUUCAAGUAAAAAAAAAAACAAGUGAUUUUUUUUCUUUUUCUUUGUAUCCAUUUACUUAUUACUUCAUACAUACUAUAGAUUUUCAGAUUAAAAUUUCGCUUCAUCCAAAAGCAUUCCCUAUUUUGUGUGACGUAAUGGGUAGAUGCGUAAGAUUCAAAAAUCUUGAUAUUAUGCUUCUAAAAUUUAAGACUAAAAAUAUUGUGUGUAUCUAUAAAAAAAAGGAGAAAAAAAAUAGGGAUAUGAUGUUAUUUAAAAUGCAGCCAUUUUUAUAAUCUACUUUUAAACAAGUGAUCGUAAUGAAUAAUUAAUUUAUACUGUUUUCCGCGAAAAUUUCGUCGACAAAUCUAAAUCAGAUUCGACAAAAUACUCUGCGAUAUAAUUAUAUAAUGUAUUUUACUAUUUUUGAAAAAUUAAACCAAUUGGUAGUUAUUAGGUUGUACUUAAUGAUAAUUGUAUGUAGCAUGAUACAGAAAAUCGAAAAAGAAGAAUUGGUUGAUACAUAAUCGAUUCAAAGAAUAUUUAGCUGAAAAAAAACAAAAAAAACUAAAAUUGUGUUAAAAAGUAGAAUGUAAAAAUGGCUGUAGAGUUUCUAAAAUCCUGGAGGGGGUUAUUUAAUUUUCGUUUUUUUUAAAUACUGAUUUUUUACAUUAAGGUUUCCUCUGAAUUAUUGUAUAAUUUUGAUUGACAUUUCCAAAGAUUUCACAUUUGUGUCCUAUUAUACUUCAGUAUAAUAAAGGAUUAAUUAAUGUAUAAUUUUUCUUUUUUAAUGUCAGUAUAAUUUCUGUUUUAUUUUAAUAAUUUUAGGAGCGAUUUGAUACUUCUGAAAUUUACUCGACUAAUAAAUGUUUCUAGUCGAGUAAUUGGACUUCCACAUGUACGAGUGCCCAUAGAUGCAGUUUUGAGAGCUAUAUUUUUUUAAACUUAACGUAAGUCGACAAAGUUUUGACCCAAAAAGGGUGAAUUAGUUCUAUUUAUGUAUGGUACCACAAAAUUGUUACAAAUAAAAACAUGUAAAACAUUGGACAAGCAAAAUAUAUAUAACAACAAUUGUAUAUGUUAAACAUAAUUAAAUAAAUAUUAAGAAUAAAUAAAUAGAAUUGAGGAAA
Bicyclus anynana (squinting bush brown) is the source of this 3009-nucleotide messenger RNA. RefSeq lists its product as uncharacterized. The transcript is spliced from 6 exons. Gene Ontology annotation, cellular component: membrane. The coding region runs from base 143 to 1138 and encodes 331 amino acids. NCBI's taxonomy places the organism in Eukaryota, Metazoa, Arthropoda, Insecta, Lepidoptera, Nymphalidae. The record is from RefSeq and is a predicted model, not a curated record.